AAUCCUUAACGUAUAUUAGUCAUGAUCAGUAGAGCUUUAGGGCCUGAAUUUGGUGGCAGCAUUGGAACUUUGUUCUUCUUAGCAAACAUAUUUUCCAGUGCUUUGUAUAUAACUGGAUGUGUGGAAGGAUUAGUUGACAGUUUUGGACCAUCUGGGAGCUUGGAAUCUAUUUUACCAGGAGGGCCCUGGUACAAUUUCCUCUUUGGAUCUGUUUUGAAUUUCUUCAAUUGUAUUGUAUGUCUCGUUGGAGCAUCAAUGUUUGCUCGUACUUCAGUUAUUAUAUUCAUAAUUGUUCUUACAAGUACUGCAUCUGUUGUGAUAAGUUUUAUGGCUGUCACUCCAUUCUUUGUUUCUCUUCCUGCUGAAAAUCAUGUAGUAAAUGUAAGUGUAGCAGAAUAUACAGGAUUCAGCUGGCAUACUUUCACAAAUAAUAUCUGGGCAAAUUAUGGAGAGGACUAUACAACCAGCAAAAUGACUACUUUUGCGACUGUUUUUGCAGUUAUGUUUAGUGGUGUAACUGGAAUCAUGGCAGGGGCCAAUAUGUCUGGAGACUUGAAAGAUCCUGGCAGAGCUAUCCCUAAAGGAACUCUCACUGCUAUGUCUUUCACAUUUGUUACAUACACUUUAUUAUUCUUCCUUACUGCCGCAUCUUGUUCAAGCCUUCUGUUAAAGAAUAAUUAUCUCUAUAUGCAGUAUAUAAAUCUUUAUCCUCCUCUUGUGUCAGUUGGUCUGUUUUGUGCUACUUUAUCAGCAGCUUUGAGUAAUCUCAUUGGUUCAUCCAGAGUCUUGGAAGCAUUGGCCAAAGAUGAAAUAUUUGGGCCUCUUUUGAUACCAGUAGUGAAAUUGACACAUGGAAACAAUCCUAUUGGAGCUGUAAUUAUAGCUUGGUUUUUAGUUCAGUUGAUUCUUCUGAUUGGAUCAUUGAAUACCAUUGCCCAGAUAACAUCUGUAUUCUUUUUGCUGUCCUAUUUCUCUACUAAUUUAGCUUGUUUAGGCCUUGAAGUAGCGUCUGCUCCUAAUUUCAGGCCUUCAUUUAAAUACUUUUCUUGGCACACUGCAAUGAUUGGUAUUCUCGGCUGCAUUUCCAUGAUGUUUGUAAUAAGUCCCCUUUAUGCUGCUAUCUCCAUAAUAAUGUGCUUGCUGCUAGUUAUAAUUCUUCAUUUGAGAUCAUUGCCUGUCCGAUGGGGAUCUAUUAGCCAAGCUUUGAUAUUUCACCAGGUCCGCAAGUACUUACUCCUACUGGAUAGCAGAAAGGAUCAUGUCAAGUUUUGGCGGCCUCAAUUUCUCCUUUUGGUUGCUAAUCCUCGAUCCUGUCUCCCUUUAAUAAGAUUCGCCAACGAUCUGAAAAAGAGUGGCUUGUAUGUUAUUGGGCAUGUUAAACUGGGACGAAUUGGAGAAAAUGAGCUUUCGGACCCUGUUGCUGAAGAGUAUCCUUUGUGGCUUACUUUACUUGAUAAAUUAAAGAUUAAAGCUUUUGUAGAAGUUACUUUAUCCCCAACUGUAAGAGAAGGUUUUCAUCAUCUGGCUCGUAUUUCUGGCCUUGGAGCAAUGAAACCAAACACUGUCCUCCUUGGUUUUUAUGAUGACAUUGAACCUGAAGAUUUUUUCGAAAGAGAAUCCGCAUUUAUUGACAUCCAAAGAGUAAUUUUGAAAGACCAGGUAUUUUUGGAGCUAAGAGACCAACCUGGCAAUAGGUCACUAUCUAUGGAAGAAUAUGUGCAGAUUAUUUGGGAUGGUAUUUUCUGCUUACAGAAAAAUGUUUGCCUCGCCAGGCAUUUUCACAAACUAGACAAAAAAGCUUUAAACAGAAAAGGUCACAAAAAAUAUAUUGAUUUAUGGCCUAUUAAUUUUUUUAACCCAAGGUCUAUUCAUUGCAUUGAUAACUGCUGGCAGUUCAUAAUGCAACUGGCGUGCAUCUUGAAUAUGGUAUCUGGAUGGAAGUCUUCCGCAGUCAUUAGAGUAUUUAUGUGCACUAGUGCGCAUUCUGAGAACUCCAGCUUUCAUCAACAGCAGUGGGAAAACAUGUUAAGGCUGUUAAGAGUCAAUGCAAAUAUCAGCAUAAUUUUGUGGGAUCACGUUACAGCUCUGCUCGAUAACUUUGACAAAUCUGAGUCGAACCAAAUCAAUAUGAGUUACAUCUCUGGUGUAAAUGCCCUGAUUAGGCAGCAAAGUUCUCAGACUUCUGUAUUGUUUAUAUAUUUACCACCUCCACCACAGUCAUCAAAACUGCAGUUGAAUUAUCUUCAGCACUUGGAUGCCCUGACUGUCAAUUUGCCUCCCACACUGUUAGUCCACGGAAUAAACCCUGUGACCUCUACUGCUUUAUGAGCUUGUACUACAUAUUUAAUCAUUAGUGUAUCUAUUUGUCCAUUUUUAGAGAAGUUUGUAUUUAUUCUUUAAGUUAAUCUUAAAAAUGUCUUUAACCGAAGUUCUAAAAGAAUAUUUAUUUUAUCUUGAUUAGUUUUUUUGAUAGGUUCAUCAUUUAAAUUUUAAAAGUUCAGUUCUCUGAUUUGUAUAAAUUUUGAAGAUUUCUCCCAAAAAAUGAAUUUGUAGUAAGAAAAGUGUUUGGUGUUAAUGUUUUUAAAUAAUUUAAUUCUGAGUUAAAAAUGAAAUUAUUUUUUUGUGGUGUGAAAUCCCGUGUUUCAAUGUAUAGUUGUGGUGGAUUCACAAUUUUAAGGUUUCCAGUGUUUUUAGCUAGUUUUUAAAUUUAAAUCUAUUGAUUUCAGCCUAUUUUAUAUUUUCCAUGUCUUAUUUUUGAGAAUGUGAACUGUAAACUUUCAUUAUUUUUUGUGUCUUUAUAUUUAUUUCUUUAUACAUAUUUAUUUCUAAUACAUAUAAUGUAUCUUUCAUUGCUGCUUUAAUAAACUAGUUCCUUUUUAAUUGUUGUGGCUAUAGUGCAAAACUUAAGACUUAUUUCAAUAUUUUGUCGAUUAUUAAAGUUUUACGAAGCUAGAAUUCAAUAAUUUCAACUCUUAUUGUUAUAAAAAAAAUUUAAAUGAUUUAGGUUGCAAAAUUAGUUUAAGUAAUUUUCAACAGCUAUUUCUUCCAUUUAUCGAAAACAUAAUAAAAAAUGCCUUAAGUUGCAAGUUUAUAUUCAAAAAAUUUUAAAGGUUAAUAUUUUGGUCACUUCUCAAAUAAAAUUUUCUGCACUUAGUCACCCUAGUCAAUUCAAACUGUAUUACUUUUUGUGAUAAUUUUUUUAUCUGUUAUGUUUUGUUGGGGCUUCCAAACAAACUGUUAUUCCUACUUCACAAUUCUUAAAUGUUAUUGUGCUUGUGAUUUACUGUUGCAUUAAAUUUUUAAUGAUAAUUUGUGUUGGAAAAAUCUUGUUUUUUUUCCAAUUUUUUAACGUUUUGAAAUUUUUGUAGUUCAAAACCUAUUAAUGUAUUAGUUUAUAUAUAUAAAUAUUUGCUUUUAUUGAAUAAAAAAUUUCUAAUCUGAA
This is a messenger RNA of Parasteatoda tepidariorum (common house spider), 3442 nucleotides long. Its product is annotated as solute carrier family 12 member 9. Gene Ontology annotation, biological process: chloride ion homeostasis; chloride transmembrane transport; cell volume homeostasis. NCBI's taxonomy places the organism in Eukaryota, Metazoa, Arthropoda, Arachnida, Araneae, Theridiidae. Gene Ontology annotation, molecular function: potassium:chloride symporter activity. Gene Ontology annotation, cellular component: membrane. The record is from RefSeq and is a predicted model, not a curated record.